This is a messenger RNA of Meyerozyma guilliermondii ATCC 6260, 3183 nucleotides long. Its product is annotated as ATP-dependent RNA helicase. Bases 1 to 3183 code for a protein of 1060 amino acids. The record is from RefSeq and is a predicted model, not a curated record. Lineage: Eukaryota; Fungi; Ascomycota; Pichiomycetes; Serinales; Debaryomycetaceae. Gene Ontology annotation, molecular function: ATP binding; RNA helicase activity; RNA binding. Gene Ontology annotation, cellular component: nucleus. The transcript has a single exon. Gene Ontology annotation, biological process: RNA catabolic process; maturation of 5.8S rRNA.
AUGGACCAAGACGAUUUAUUCGGCGUCUUCGACGAGGCACCCAUAGAGAUUAACGAGCCUCCAGUUCCCAAGAAGCGUCAUAUUGCCGAAAAGGAUGCUCAGAGCAAAAAGUUGAAGCUGGAAACCAACAAAAAACCACAAAUCGAGAAAAGUUCCGAUGCGGACAAAAACGAAACCGAAAAUGAAAAUGGCGGUUUGACAAAGAAAGUCCAGCCUGUGUUGUCUGAUGCUUUGGAAAUAGAAGCCUCGCGAGAGGUUGUAGCUUCCAGUGGGCUUUUGGGACAACAGCAAGAAGCCCCCGGCCAUUUGAAGCUCCAUCAUCAAGUUCGUCAUCAGGUUGCAAUUCCUCCCGAUUACCCAUACGUACCCAUUGGAGACCACAAGAGAGCCAACGAGGCCCGCACAUACCCCUUCACUUUGGAUCCGUUCCAGGAUACCGCUAUUUCGUGCAUCGACAGAAAUGAGCUGGUUCUUGUGUCUGCGCAUACGUCGGCCGGAAAGACCGUGGUGGCAGAAUACGCCAUUGCUCAGUCUCUCAGAGAACACCAACGUGUCAUCUACACUUCUCCCAUCAAGGCCUUGAGUAACCAGAAAUAUAGAGAACUUUUGGCCGAGUUUGGUGACGUUGGUUUGAUGACUGGUGAUGUGACCAUCAAUCCAGACGCUGGUUGUUUGGUGAUGACCACCGAGAUUCUUCGGAGUAUGUUGUACAGAGGCUCGGAGGUGAUGCGAGAAGUUGCUUGGGUGGUUUUCGACGAAGUGCAUUACAUGAGAGACAAAAGUAGAGGGGUGGUUUGGGAAGAAACCAUCAUUCUUUUGCCCGAUAAAGUUCACUAUGUUUUCCUUUCCGCCACUAUCCCCAAUGCCAUGCAGUUUGCAGAGUGGAUUGUCGAUAUACAUGCCCAGCCCUGUCAUGUGGUGUACACAGAUUUCCGUCCAACACCCCUCCAGCAUUAUCUUUUCCCAGCUUCGGGAGAUGGUAUUCAUUUGGUGGUUGACGAAAAGGGAACUUUCCGUGAGGAAAACUUCCAGAAAGCCAUGGCAUCGAUCAGCGACAAUUCUGGAGACGACCCCGCCAGCGAUACUUCUCGAGGAAAGAAGGGACAGACCUAUAAAGGUGGACAAAAAGAUGGAAAACUGGAUAUCUACAAAAUCGUCAAGAUGAUAUACAUGAAGCGGUACAACCCUGUGAUUGUUUUCUCGUUUUCCAAGCGUGACUGUGAAUCGCUUGCACUCAAGAUGUCCAAGCUUGACUUCAACAAUGAUGAAGAACGUGAUGCCUUGACCCAGAUCUUCAACAAUGCAAUCAGCUUGUUGCCUGAAUCUGACAAGGAACUUCCCCAGAUCAAAAAUAUCCUACCCUUAUUGAAGAGAGGUAUCGGUAUUCAUCAUUCGGGCCUCUUGCCUAUCCUUAAGGAAAUCAUUGAGAUCUUGUUUCAAGAGGGUCUUAUCAAGGUUCUCUUUGCUACCGAAACGUUUUCCAUUGGACUUAAUAUGCCUGCAAAGACCGUAGUGUUCACCUCUGUCCGCAAGUGGGAUGGAAAGGGUUUCCGGUGGGUCUCGGGAGGAGAGUAUAUUCAAAUGUCUGGUCGUGCUGGUCGUAGAGGAUUGGACGAUCGUGGUAUUGUCAUUAUGAUGAUCGAUGAGAAAAUGGAGCCGCAAGUGGCUAAGGGAAUGGUGAAAGGUCAGGCAGACCGUUUGGACUCUGCAUUUCAUUUGGGGUACAAUAUGAUCUUGAACUUGAUGAGAGUGGAAGGCAUAUCUCCCGAGUUCAUGUUGGCACAUUCAUUUUUCCAGUUUCAAAAUGCUUCUUCUGUACCAGUUAUGGAAACUCAACUUAGGAAACUCACCGAUGAGAUUGAGGCUAUACACAUUGAUGACGAAAGUACCAUCAAAGAAUACUUUGAAAUCAACAAGCAGCUCCAACAAUACAAGGAGGACAUGAGACAAGUCAUUACCCAUCCAGGUCACAUUUUGCCUUUCCUUCAACCAGGAAGAGUUGUCAAGAUUAAAGUAGGCUCCGACGACUACGGUUGGGGUAUGGUGACGAGCUACCAGAAACGGAACAACAAGCGUAAUCCAUCCGAUACCUACAAAGACCACGAGCUGUACAUUGUCACAGUUUUUGUGUGCACGAUGUUUGUGGAUUCCCCAGUCAACUUGAUUAAGCCUUUCAAUCCCGUAUUCCCUGAAGGUAUUCGUCCUUCUAAACCGGGAGAAAAGUCAAGAGCAGAGUAUAUUCCUAUUACUCUUGACUCUAUACAAGCCAUUAGCAGUGUGAGGUUGAAGGUUCCCACUGAGUUCAAGCUGUCUAGUGCUAAGCGAAACCUCGUUAAGACGAUGAAGGAUCUUCCCAAGAGGCUAGCCGAUGGAAUACCAGAAUUGGAUCCGGUGGAGACGAUGAAGAUUGACGACGGAGAUUUCAAAAACUUGCUUCGCAAAAUUGAAGUGUUGGAAUCGAGACUCUUCAGCAACCCUCUUCAUGAUUCUGAGCGUCUCAAGGAACUUUACGACCAGUAUGACGCCAAGAUCAAGAAGGAAAACGAAGCCAACGAACUUCGUGAAAAGAUUUUGGAAACCAAAGCCGUGAUUCAAUUGGACGAUCUCAGGCAUCGCAAGCGAGUUUUGAGAAGAUUGGCGUUCACUACACCUGAGGAUAUCAUCGAACUCAAGGGAAGAGUUGCGUGUGAAAUCAGUACUGGAGAUGAGUUGCUUUUGACCGAAUUAAUCUUCAGCGGAACUUUCAACGAAUUGUCGCCAGAACAGUGUGCUGCUCUUCUUUCGUGCUUUGUGUUCCAAGAGCGUGCCAAGGAGACUCCCAGACUCAAACCAGAGCUCGCUGAACCGCUCAAAACUAUGCAAGAUAUGGCUACGAAAAUUGCAAAAGUGUUCCGCGAGUGCAAAAUUGAAAUUGUUGAAAAAGAAUACGUUGAGCAAUUUCGUCCUGAAUUGAUGGAGGUGACCCAUGCUUGGUGCAAGGGAGCUUCUUUCACGCAAAUCUGUAAGAUGACUGACGUUUAUGAGGGUUCACUUAUUCGGAUGUUCAAGAGACUUGAGGAAAUGCUUCGGCAAUUGGUGACGGCUGCAAAAACGAUUGGAAACCAGGCGUUGCAAGAAAAAAUGGAGAAGGCCACGGAAAUGGUACACAGGGACAUUGUUUCGGCGGGGCUGUUGUAUUUGUAG